AUGCCGGAGGAGGGCACGGAUGCAGCAUCGGAGGCAUCGGUGUAUGUCUGCCUGGUCGAGUCCUCCAGCAAGAAGUUGAGCUUCCCCAAGGGUGGCAAGAAGUUCUCAGACAGAACUGUGUUGGACUGUGCUUACAGGGAGCUUCUGGAAGAAACGGGCAUUCGGCAGGAUCGCUUGAACCUGUACACAGGUCUCCACUUAGAUGAGGAAAGGUUCGGGUGUCGCUACAUCCUGGCCGAGGUGAGCUGCCAGCGGGCAGACCUCGAUUUCGAGAUCACGGAUUCGGGCUGGGCUCCUCCGCACGAAGAUCCAACCGACAAG
Symbiodinium necroappetens is the source of this 321-nucleotide messenger RNA. The record is from the annotation of a GenBank genome assembly. Lineage: Eukaryota; Dinophyceae; Suessiales; Symbiodiniaceae.